This is a messenger RNA of Cygnus atratus (black swan), 3196 nucleotides long. Its product is annotated as CCN family member 2-like. Gene Ontology annotation, biological process: cell adhesion; signal transduction. Gene Ontology annotation, molecular function: integrin binding; heparin binding. Bases 90 to 1142 code for a protein of 350 amino acids. The record is from RefSeq and is a predicted model, not a curated record. The transcript is spliced from 5 exons. Lineage: Eukaryota; Metazoa; Chordata; Aves; Anseriformes; Anatidae. Gene Ontology annotation, cellular component: extracellular matrix; extracellular region.
AGAGAGAGACGAGAAACUCCGAAGGAGAAGGGAGUGAGAGUGAGCGAGUCAGCCGGCAGCCCGAAUCCCCUCCCUCCCCUUGACUCGGGAUGUCCGGCAGCGUGGGGAUGGUGACCUGGACCCUGUUCCUCCUCCUCCUCCUCGCACCUGGCUGGGUAGAACCGCAGGCCUGCACGUACCCAUGCCAGUGUCCCUCGCAGCCUCUGCAGUGCCCUGCUGGCACCAGCCACGUGUUGGAUGCCUGCGGUUGCUGCAAGGUGUGUGCCAGGCAGCUUGGCGAGCUCUGUUCCCUUCAGAAGCCCUGUGAUCAUCACAAGGGACUCUACUGCGACUUCUCCAAAAUCCACAGAGGCAGCGGGAUCUGCUUAGCUCACGAGGGUGCGACGUGUGACCUGCUGGGCAAGAUCUACCACAACGGGGAGAGCUUCCAGCCCACCUGCAAGCUGCAGUGCAUCUGCAUGGACGGGGCCAUCGGCUGCAUCCCCCUGUGCUCCGAUGACCUGCGGCUGCCGUCCCCUGAGUGCCCCAACCCGCGGCGGGUGAAGUUUCGCAACAAAUGCUGCGAGGAGUGGAUCUGCGAGGAGGGCAGCGAGGAAAACCGCUUCGAAACAGCCAUGGCAGUUUUCAGGGAGGAUCCAGCACGCAAGCCGGAGCUGAACAAUGUGCAGGAGAACUGCUUGGUGCAGACCACCGAGUGGAGCGCCUGCUCCAAGAGCUGUGGCAUGGGCAUCUCUGCGCGGGUCACCACCAACAACCCCCAGUGCCGCCUGGAGAAGGAGACCCGGCUCUGCAUGGUCCGGCCCUGCGACUUCCCCACGGAGAAGACCAAGAAGGGGAAGAAGUGCGUGCGGACCCCGAAGCCACGCCAGAGCCUCCACUUCGAGUUUUCGGGCUGCACCAGCACCCGUUCCUACCGGCCCAAGUUCUGCGGCAGCUGCACAGACGGACGCUGCUGCACCCCGUACGUCACCAGCACCGUGGAGGUGGAGUUCCGCUGCCCCGAGGGGGACUUCUUCCAGAGGAAGAUGAUGUUCAUCAAGAUGUGCUCCUGCCACUACGACUGCCCCCGAGACAACGACAUCUUCCUGGCCACGUACCACCGGAGGAUGAUCGGAGACCACGUCAAGACGGAGCGGCAGUAGCCCCCUGCGUGCCAGAUCCACGGGCCGAGGUGUCAGGGGGGCUCUGCGUUGCUUUUGUGGCUGUGUCCCGGGACAUCGCAGCCUCUUCCCCCUCUGUGAGGGGCUGUGCUCUUCACGGCAGCGCCGUUCGCCACCAGUGGUCCCGGUGGCCGUGCUGACAAGCCAAGGUGCCUGGGGGAACAGCCCCUCCUGUCCCAGGCUGCUGACCUGCAACCCGUGGUUGCCCAAAGGUCAGCGAGGGAACUGGAAACAGGCUCGAGCUGCAAACUUGAUCCAUGUUCCCAUAGACGAGACGGGAGAGCGGAUCAAAGCCGCAUGGCUCCAGCCUGUCUCCAGCUGAGAGCACGCUGGGUACAGUUCCCCGUGGCCUCUGGCCUGCCAAAACCGUGGCAAACCCAGAGAAUGAGACGGGGGAAGUCCGGGAGGCCUGAGCUAGCGCAGGGCUCUGCAGCCUCUUUUCCAGCAGAGCGGGGCUCUGGUGGGUGCGGAUGCGAAGCGUCUUGGUGAGGGAAGUGGUCCUGGCCCCGUGCUGAGCUCCUGCUGAGCCUUUCAUUUAUUUUUGGCUAAUUGGACCCAACAAGUUGGCAACAUCUCUCCCCCAUCCCUCUGCCCACCUUUCCCCCUGCCACCUGCUUUCCCACCAGCAGCUUUGUUCCAGACCAGUUUGCUCCCGGAGAGGCCGGAUCCUCCACUGGGUGGCUUGUCCUACAGGCAGCUCCAGGCUCUUUUUUUUUCCUAUUCAAUUCCUUUUAGUUAUUUCAAUUCCUCAUGUGCCCGUGAGGAUGACAGCAAAGAGGCAGAAGGGAGCAGUGAGCUGUGCAGUGUCCUUGCAGGAGCCCUGGUGUGGCUCGCGGCCUCCUUCAGAAGAUCCAAGCCCAGGAAGGAUUUCCUGUGGAGAAGAAAGGAUUCAGCCAGGCUGCAGCUCUGCCUCUGGUGUUGGCUGCGCUCCUCUCCCUGGUGCCUGUUUCAGACCCAGGGAGCUCUUCCAGCAUGAGGUGGGGGUGAGCCAGGCUGCCUGUCUGAAGCGUGUCUCCUGUGGGGGCUGCUCAUGGCAGAUUUUAGCGCAGCGAGGAGCGUUUCUAUGGUCCCAGUCUGCAGUCACUUCAGAAGUGGCCGGGGCAGCCGGGCUUUGCUGGCUCACGCGUGCCCGGCGGGGCUGCGGCUGCGUUUCGGCUCUGGAGCCUGCUGCCUGUGGGUCAGGAGCUGGAGGAGCACGGUUCAGCUCAUUCAUCUCCCUGGGGAGUCUCAGGGGCUGGCGAGAGCAGUGCCUGGGUUUGUAAACGGAGCGGGGCUCUGGAGUUAGGCAGGGCCAGGGCCAGUCCUUGGUGCUGGGGUUCUCCACGUUCCCUGCUCGCCACGGACCCGUGCUGAGCCUCGCAGCCGGUAGCGACCCGGGGCCGGCCACCGGCGUCCCCAUGAGCCCCCGGCCAGGCUGAGGCUGCCCCGUGCAUCUGGGCAGCUUCGUGUUACCUGCCGAGGCCACCGGACGCAUUUAGUCUGCUGAUUUCAGCAGAAGCAUCCGGGUGAGGGCCUGACCUUGCUCCUUAACCCUUCCCUGCCUUCACCCUUCUGUCAUCGCUGCAAUGAAUUCCUGUCCCAGCUGGGCAGGAGCAGGGGCUGCGCUGCGGCACUGAGCCCUGCCCCAUCACCGCUCUCGUUUUGGGGCAGAGCUCAGUGUCAGAGGAGAAACCGAGCUGCUCACAAACUUGGCCACCAAAACGCCGCCACGAGGCCAGCGUCCUGCAUCCGCCCCUCGCCUCUCGCUCUCAGCCUGCAGAAGCUCGCGAGCCUUCAUCCUCCAGUUACGUGUAAUCAGUUAUAACUGUAAAUAAUUCACAGGAUUAUUUCUGAGGUUGUUUCUUUCCUUUGUAAAGCUCUUUGUACAGUUUUUGUACCCUGUUAUCGCAACCUUGCUCGGGGCCUCUUCGUGAUGGAGAUUUUCCCCUUGCCCUCCACUUCGGGUCUUGACUUUUCUCCUGCUGUUUACACGGCUUCUGAGCGUAAAACUAAGCCAAGGCUGCAUCUCACUCGCCGCUAAUAAAUCUAUUUUGUAU